AUGCUCUGUAAGUGCUUUGGGGGUUGUGCUCAGCCGGCUGUGAAAGCAUGUGUGUGUUUAGUUGGUGAGACCACCUCCCGUCUCUCCUCUUGCUUUCUGUUAGACAGCAGGUGGAUUCCCAUACUAACAAGAAGACGCAGAAGAAUCCUGCAUCAGUCAGCGGUCCGCACAUCUGGAAUGAUGGGAGUGGCCCAUGGCAAGAAAGUAGAUCAUAAUCAUCAGAAUCAUAACUCCGGCUGUGCUCAACCACUUAUUGGACCUUGUGAAUCAGAUUUAGUCUGUGAUGUUGGAUUUGUGAUGGACUCUGAUCAGAGACGGGGAAGAGAAGAGGAGUUGGACCCGAGGCAUCUGCUUCUUGAGCAGACAGGCAGCGGUUACUACGACGAGCUCAUCAGGGCCAAAAAGAUCCACAAUCCCAUUAAAGCAUCCAAGAACCACCAGGAGCUCCACAGAGAGCUGAUUAUUACACACAAAAGAGGAGGAUUGGAGAAGCCGGAGUUACAGAAAGUUCUGGAACAAAGGAACAAAAAUCAGGUCUUGAAGCAGGAGAAAAAACAAGAAGUGGCGAAAUCUCCUUUGGAGCAGGAGUUAUUAAAGAGGCACAUGAGAUUAGAGAAGCUUGAGAGAGAGGAGGAGAAGAAGAGGGAGAUGUCUCAAUGUGCACCUGAGUUCAUACAGGUCAAAGAGAAUCUGAAGAGCACAGCAAGUAUAUAGUAGCCUACAUCACAAACAGUGAGCUGUACAUCAGUAUUAUGAAAUAGUUUAAUUAUGAAAUAAGCACUUGCAAUUGCCUAAUAAACUAAAAUUUUAAUAAAUAUAUUGUAAAUAUUGUGCACCAGAUGAAAUUUUGUUCAAUGUUGGAUUCAAUUAUUUAGUAUGCAGUACUAUAGUAUUCAAUUCUAGAUGUAACCAUUAACCAAGGGGACAUAUCAUGAAAAUAUGACUUUUUAAGUGCUAUAAUUGGGUCCCCAGUGCUUCUAUCAACAUAGAAAAUGGGAAAAAGAUCAACCCAGUAACAAGUUUUGGUAAACCAUUCUCUCCAAACAUGUGAAAAAAUAGGUCAUUGAAAUUUGGUCCCCCUUGUGAUGUCAGAAAGGGAGAAUAAUGCCCCUUAAUCUGCGCUAUCUAACCACUGCUAUUUAGUGCAGAGAUCAGCUCAUUUGCAUUUAAAAGGACACACCCAAAAACACAAGGGGAAUUUUUUGCUCACACCUACAAAGUGUCAAUUUUAACAUGCUAUAAUAAAUGAUCUAUAUGGUAUUUUGAGCUAGAACUUCACAUACAUACUCUGGGGACACCAAAGAUUAAUUUUACAUUUUAAAAAAAGUCUUGUGAAAUGUCCCCUUUAAAAUAGAAUUGAUUUCUUAUUCUGAUUAAUCUUUUGAAAAUAAUUCUUACAAAUAUUAUAUAAAUAAACUAUUGUUAUCUUGAUGUAUCCUUCAUAUUUAAGUGAUCUUUUACAUCUUAUUGAGUUUUCGAAUCGAUGAUGACAUCAUAAAUUGCAUAAUUUUCAUCUUACAAAUGUGCUCGACAUAUGUGACCCUGGACAACAAAACAAUAAGUAGCACGGGUAUAUUUGUAUUUGUCAAAAUUAUUAUUAUGGAUAUUAUGUAAAGAUCAUGUUUCAUGAAGAUAUUUUGUAAAUUUCCUACAGUAAAUAUAUAAAAAAAGUAUUUUUCUGAGGGGA
Molecule: messenger RNA, 1687 nt
Organism: Misgurnus anguillicaudatus (oriental weatherfish)
Lineage: Eukaryota; Metazoa; Chordata; Actinopteri; Cypriniformes; Cobitidae
Product: actin-associated protein FAM107A
Biological process (GO): actin filament polymerization; regulation of actin cytoskeleton organization; actin filament bundle assembly
Cellular component (GO): neuron projection; synapse; stress fiber
Source: RefSeq, a predicted model, not a curated record